UUUAAGCAUACGCCUGAUUCAUAACCCCUUGAACGUCAUGGACAACGUUAUUGUAAUAUUUAUCACGGUACUGUUAACCAUAAACUGUAGUGCUUUGCCGAUAACAUACGAUUACGAAGCAACUGAAAACCAUCACGUAGAAUAUCUAAAGGAGUUCGGUUGGUUCGAGGAAGGAACUGAUGACAUAGAUGAUGAUGUUGAUCUUAGUUUAAAAAUUGAGGAAUUUCAAGAGUUUGCAGGAUUAGAAGUGACGGGAACAUUUGACGAACCGACCAUUGAGAAAAUGCACGCACCGAGAUGCGGAGUUCCCGACGAAGUUACUGACCGGCGAAGACGGGACACGUUUCAAGGAUCUAUGUGGGAACAAACUAGUUUGACAUAUUAUAUCGGUAACUUGACCACAGACCUCGAAUUCUCUCAAAUCAAAGAAGGUAUAGAAUAUGCAGUGAGACUUUGGUCCGACAACAGCGCCCUCAUGUUUACAGAAGUUGAUCGAAGAGCUGACGCUGACAUCAAGUUCGAUUUCGUAAUGAAGAGACAUGGAGAUGAACGAGAUUUCGAUGGUCCAGGAAAAGUGUUAGCCCAUGCCUUCUUUCCUAAUGAAGAAAAACGAGGUCAAACCCACUUCGACGAGGAUGAAACGUGGUUGGCGCUUACAGAACAAAACGACCCCAUUGGAACAAAAUACAAUGUAAUGAUUGUUGCCGCCCAUGAGAUAGGUCAUGUUCUGGGCUUAAAACAUACUUCCGCAAACACCGAUUCUUUAAUGAAACCAUGGCCAGUAGGAUACCAUGACAACUUCCAUCUACCAUCCGAUGACGUCACAGCAAUCCAAACAUUAUACGGCAAGCCAGGUAACAUGUUAAAUGUUGACUUGUGUAGUCGGGGUACGAAGGUUCAGUUUGAUGCAGUGCUUCAAGGACCACAACAAAGGACGCUAUUUUUCUCAGAUAUUUACUACUGGGAAAUAAUCUCAACGGGCAUCAAACAAGGGCACCCCAAGUUUCUCUUCGAUCUUUUUCCUUCUCAUAUGGCUGAACAGCUCGCUGGAAUGGACGCCAUUGUCAUGUCAUCGAAAACUCACAAAAUAUACGUUUUCAAAGGCGAUGUCUUUUGGCGGUUUGACAGCAACUUUGAGCUUGACGCAAAUUACCCAAAACUGAUUAUAGAAACCAGAUUGCCAGAUCACGUAGACGCUGCAUUUGAAAAAGACGGUCAAAUCUAUAUUGUCAGGAAAAAGAAGGUCUUCCUAUUCGAUGAAGAGGAACAAAAGUCCUCCCAAGUUAGGAAACUGAAGAAUGUAUUUACUGGUGUUCCAAAGGGACUUAAUGCAGCUCUGACUUGGACAAACGGCCACUCUUAUUUCUUCAAGAAAGAUAAAUACUAUAAAUUCGACGAAGAUCUAGGAAAGGUAGUAGACGGAUACCCAAAACCAAUAAGAGGAUAUUGGUUUUGCUUGUAGAAAGUGAGCCUCGUAUCAUGUAUCAUGUAAGCUAGAUCUAACUUCGUUGCGCUGUACCGUACCACAUUUAGUAUGACUGCAUUGUUAUAACAUUAAUAUGUGUGUGUAUUUACCGGUACCUUAAUAUGCAUUGUGAAAUAGCUUUCUUUUUCUGUGUAUGUAAUGACUAGAUGCGUUCUUGUGAAAGCAUCGUUGUGAGAUUAGUAUGCCUUUCGUGUGUAUGUAGACUUGUUUGUUCGAAUGCAUUGAAAGAAUAGUUAAUCUGUCGUACAGUAGGGGCCUAUUGUAAUGACUAGAUGUGUUCGUGUAAAUGCAUUAGUUUUUUUUUCUCGUUAUGUAAUGACUAGAUGCGUUCGUGUAAGGCAUCGUUGUGAUCCGACUAUGUAAGUGUGUAAAUAUAAAUUAAUUGAUAGGAUAGGCCUAUUGCUUUACUAUAAACUUGAGCGGGUUAGGUGUAAUUGUGUGUGAAUUUGUUUUACAGUGUAGGGGGAGGGAGGAAGCGGGGAUUUAUAUAUGUGAUCAUGUGUAUUUACUUUUAAAUUAGUGCCAUUGAAAGUAGUAUUUAUGUGAAGUGAUUAUUUAUUGCCGAAUAUUUAUCCAACGAAUUAUUUAUAUUAACGGAAUUAUUUAUAAAUAUUUAUAACUUAAUUGCUAAUUCAAUACCUAUUAAACGAAAUUGAUUUGCAGUCUA
Anneissia japonica is the source of this 2153-nucleotide messenger RNA. RefSeq names its product matrix metalloproteinase-15-like. Gene Ontology annotation, molecular function: zinc ion binding; metalloendopeptidase activity. The record is from RefSeq and is a predicted model, not a curated record. The transcript is spliced from 8 exons. Gene Ontology annotation, biological process: extracellular matrix organization; collagen catabolic process; proteolysis. The coding region runs from base 38 to 1462 and encodes 474 amino acids. Gene Ontology annotation, cellular component: extracellular matrix. NCBI's taxonomy places the organism in Eukaryota, Metazoa, Echinodermata, Crinoidea, Comatulida, Comatulidae.